This is a messenger RNA of Taeniopygia guttata (zebra finch), 2371 nucleotides long. Its product is annotated as zona pellucida sperm-binding protein 3-like. Gene Ontology annotation, molecular function: acrosin binding. Gene Ontology annotation, cellular component: extracellular matrix. Gene Ontology annotation, biological process: positive regulation of acrosome reaction; binding of sperm to zona pellucida; egg coat formation. Lineage: Eukaryota; Metazoa; Chordata; Aves; Passeriformes; Estrildidae. The record is from RefSeq and is a predicted model, not a curated record.
CAAUUCCCAGCGGGAUAAAAACCGGGAGCGAAGCGCCGCGCUGGCAAUUCCAGGGAUUUUCCGGGAUGCGCUCCCAAAUCCGCCUCCUCCUGGCGCUGCUCUGCGCGUUCCCCGCGGCGGCGGCGCCUCCUCCGUGGGACAGGGUGUGGGGAGACGCCAAUCCUUGGGAAUGGGGGGAGGAGCGGCCGAAUUCCCGGCCGAAUUCCCGGCCGAAUUCCCGGCCGAAUUCCCGGCCGCGGGCGCCGGUGGAGGUGCAGUGCCGGGAGGCGCGGCUGGAGGUCACCGUGCACCGGGAUCUGUUCGGGAACGGGCGCCUGGUCAGCGCGGCCGAGCUCAGCCUGGGCCCCGCCGCCUGCAAACAUUCCCGCCUGGAUCCAUCCCAAAAAACCGUCACCUUCAGCGCCGGCCUGCACGAGUGCGGCAGCACCGUCCAGGUCACUCCGGAUUCCCUGAUUUACCGGACGCUCCUGAGCUACGAUCCCAGCCCCGGCAGCAACCCGGCCAUCGUGCGCAGUGACCCGGCCAUCAUUCCCAUUGAGUGCCACUAUCCCAGGCGGGAAAACGUCUCCAGCGGCUCCAUCCGUCCCACCUGGGCCCCCUUUAACUCCGCGUUGGCCUCCCAGGAGAAGCUCCUGUUCUCCCUGCGCCUCAUGAACGAGGACUGGAGCUCGGAGCGGGACCUCUCGGCGUUCCGCCUGGGGGACGUGCUGAACCUCCAGGCCGAGGUGGGCGCCCACAGCCACGUCCCCCUGCGCCUCUUCGUCGACUCCUGCGUGGCCACCCUGGGCCCCGGCGCCGGCAGCGAGCCGCACUACGCCAUCAUCGACUUCAACGGCUGCCUGGUGGACGGGCGCUCGGAUGCCACCAGCUCGGCCUUUGUCACCCCGCGGCCGCGGCAGGACGUGCUGCGCUUCCAGAUCGACGCCUUCCGCUUCGCCGGGGACCCGCGCAGCCUGAUCUACAUCACGUGUCACCUGAAGGUGACGCCGGCCGAGCAGAGCCCCGACGCGCUCAACAAGGCCUGUUCCUUCAGCAAGGCGCGCAACGCCUGGGCGCCCGUGGAGGGGACAAGGGACAUCUGCAGCUGCUGUGAGCGGGGCAACUGCGGCCAGCGGCCACCACAGCCCUGGGACGGCCACCGCCACCGCAGGGACGACGGGCACGGUGCCACCUCUGAAGCUGACGUUGUCAUCGGUCCCGUGCUGCUCUCGAGUGCCCAGCAAGGCCAGCGCCCCGAGGGCCACCAGGGCGCGGUGACACCGCUGGCCCUGGGGACAGCGCUGGCCUGCGCCGUGGCCACCGUGGCUGCGGCCGGAGCCGUGCUGGCCAUCGGCCUCAGGCGCCGCAAUUCCCGAUAAAGCCCGGAAAUCCCAAAAAAUCCCACGAGCAUCGGUGGAAAUCCCAAAAAAUCCCACAAGGAUCGAUGGAAAUCCCAAAAAUCCCACAAAGAUCAAUGGAAAUCCCAAAAAAAUCCCACGAGCAUCGAUGGAAAUCCCGAUAAACCCCGGAAUGACUGACGGAAAUCCCAAAAAACCCCAAAAUGAGAGAUGGAAAUCCCAAAAAAUCCCACAAGGACCAACAGAAAUCCCAAAAGGAUCGAUAGAAAUCCCAACAAAUCCCACAAAGACCAAUGGAAAUCCCAAUGAAUCUCACAAGGAUCAAUGGAAAUCCCAAUAAAUCCCGCAAGGAUCAAUGGAAAUCCCAAUAAAUUCUGCAAGGAUCAAUGGAAAUCCCAACAAAUCUCACAAGGAUCAAUGGAAAUCCCAAUAAAUCCCACAAGGACCAAUGGAAAUCCCAAUAAAUCCCUCAAGGAUCAAUGGAAAUCCCAAUAAAUUCCUCAAGGAUCGAUGGAAAUCCCAAUAAAUCCCACAAGGAUCAAUGGAAUUCCCAAUAAAUCCCUCAAGGAUCAAUGGAAAUCCCAAUAAAUCCCCCAAGGAUCAAUGGAAAUCCCAACAAAUCCCCCAAGGAUCAAUGGAAAUCCCAAUAAAUCCCACAAGGACUGAUGGAAAUCCCAAUAAAUCCCACAAGGAUCAAUGGAAAUCCCAAUAAAUCCCACAAGGAUCAAUGGAAUUCCCAACAAAUCCCACAAGGAUCAAUGGAAAUCCCAACAAAUCCCACAAGGAUCGAUGGAAAUCCCAAUAAAUCUCACAAGGAUCAAUGGAAAUCCCAAUAAAUCCCACAAGGAUCAAUGGAAAUCCCAAUAAAUUCUGCAAGGAUCAAUGGAAAUCCCAAUAAAUCCCACAAGGACCAAUGGAAAUCCCAAUAAAUCCCACAAGGAUCAAUGGAAAUCCCAAUAAAUCCCACAAGGAUCAAUGGAAAUCCCAAUAAAUUCUGCAAGGAUCAAUGGAAUUCCCAAUAAAUCCCACAAGGA